Messenger RNA from Protobothrops mucrosquamatus (brown spotted pit viper), 729 nucleotides. RefSeq names its product unc-119 lipid binding chaperone B (gene UNC119B). Gene Ontology annotation, cellular component: cilium. The record is from RefSeq and is a predicted model, not a curated record. Lineage: Eukaryota; Metazoa; Chordata; Lepidosauria; Squamata; Viperidae. The coding region runs from base 1 to 714 and encodes 237 amino acids. Gene Ontology annotation, biological process: nervous system development; cilium assembly; lipoprotein transport. Gene Ontology annotation, molecular function: lipid binding. The transcript has 5 exons.
AUGAGCGGCUCCAAGCCCAGGUUGGCGGCGGCCGGGCCCGGCGGGGCGUUGAGCCGCCUGCGCGGGCAGAGGAGCUCCGGGACGGCCUCUCCCGCCGCGGCGCCACCGCCGUCCCGGGCCGCCCCGCCGCGGACGGAGGCGGAGCUGCUGGCGCUGGAGGCGGUGCGGCCCGAGCACGUCCUGGGACUGGGCCGCGUCACGGAGCAUUACCUUUGCCGACCCGAAGACAACAUCUACAACAUCGACUUCACCAAGUUUAAAAUCCGGGACCUGGAGACGGGGACGGUGCUGUUUGAAAUCGCCAAGCCUUCAACGUUAGAGCAAGAGGACUACGAAUGUGACCUUGGGGAGAUGGACAGCAGCGCCGGGCGCUUUGUGCGCUAUCAGUUCACGCCGGCCUUCCUGCGCCUACGGACCGUUGGGGCAACGGUGGAGUUCACCGUGGGAGACAAGCCCGUAUCCAACUUCCGUAUGAUCGAGAGGCAUUACUUCAGAGACCGUCUUCUGAAGAACUUCGACUUUGACUUCGGCUUCUGCAUCCCCUGCAGCAGGAACACCUGUGAGCACAUAUACGAGUUCCCUCAGCUUUCAGAGGACCUCAUACACUUGAUGGUCGAGAACCCCUACGAGACUCGCUCAGACAGCUUCUACUUUGUGGACAACAAGCUGAUCAUGCACAACAAGGCCGAUUACGCCUACAACGGCGGGCAGUAGCCAUUCCGUUACCAC